AUGUCGGGUCAAGACAAAACAUCAAAUUCUUCUACGACCUCAUUAACUUCCAGUACCGCAAAUACGCUAACCUCGGCUUUUAAUUCUACAACUUCGGCGUUUACCUCAACGAUUUCUUCAUUAUCAAGUGUUUUACCUACUUCCACUUUCACCUCCUCUCAGCCAAAUACACAACUGCAAUCUCAACAACGACAAGAGUCACCUUCCUCGUCAACAAGAGCUCGUAAAUCAACAAUACCUUCUGCCCAUUCUGAAAUAAGAAGACAAUCUUCAUUUACUAGUGAUAGUAGCGGAAAUAAACCUUCUCAUAACGUUAAUAAAUUAACUGAAGAAAUGUUUAGCAAAGUUGCUACGACAGAAGAUUAUAAAUUAUUAGAAACAAUGAAUAAAGUUACCAGAGAUAGAUAUAAGGAAAUGUCUGGAAUGGCACAAAAUUUAGUAGUGGAAAUGUCUAAAUUACAAAGGAUUUAUUCAGAUUUUGAACCUUACGUUCAACAAAUUGAUGAAAUUUGUGAACAAGUGGAUUUUUUGGAAAAGGUUUCUGUAGAGUUAGAUGAAUAUUCAAAAGAAUUAGAAUCGCGUUUAAAAAAAUUAAAAUGA
Funneliformis caledonium is the source of this 600-nucleotide messenger RNA. The record is from the annotation of a GenBank genome assembly. Lineage: Eukaryota; Fungi; Glomeromycota; Glomeromycetes; Glomerales; Glomeraceae.